GGUGCUGAAAUAUAAUUCAAAGUCGUUGUGUCCAGUAGUAUAACAUUUGAAAGUAAUAUAAGGCUGUGUCUAAAGAGGAAUUAAUGAUUGGAAAACGUAUGCGUAGCCUAUGAAGCAAAGGAGGAAAACAUGGGAUUAUAUCACAUCGAGAGUUCCUUUGACGAAGACAUUUGGCUGAGGACUAUCCUUCCCUAAACUACAUUCAGCAGUCCACCAGCCUGAUGCAUUGGGGACCAUAGAGUGAACCAAGAUGCCGAAGAUCAGCACGGAGCAGUCUUAUCCCAGCCACGGCCACUGUUCGGUAAACACGCCCGACAACCUGGACCAGAUUGAGAGUGGCAGCAGGCUGUCUCGCUUCAUGGUGUUGGUGAAGGGCUGGUCAUCUCACAGUAGUCAGCCCUCAGAUGCCCUUCCUUUAGACUCAACCAUGAAGUCACACACAGAGUUCAGAGAGGCCUGGAGGGCAGAGAGCAUGUCCAACACCAGACUCUCUGACCAAGUCCGCAGGAGGAACAAUGGUCAAUGGCCCCUUGCAGCAUACAAUAUGAACAACUGCAACAACAAGGAUGACAAAAAAGAGGAGAAGAAGGAUGAGAAGAAGCCGGAUCCCCCGAAGCCACCUGAUAAGAAACCGGAUGAGAAGAAACCGGAUCCCCCUAAAGAAGUGUGGAUCAUUGACCCCGCCACAGAUAUGUACUACCAAUGGCUGACAAUAGUAGCUGUCCCAGCAUUCUACAACUUAAUGCUUCUGGUGCCAAGAGCUAGUUUCAAUGACCUGCAGGCCAACUAUGUAAUGCUGUGGAUGGUUCUCGACUACUCUUCAGAUGUCAUCUAUUACAUUGACACGUUUGUGAGAUCUAGGACAGGUUUCCUGGAACAAGGAUUGCUCGUGAAGGACCCAGUGAAACUAAAAGAACACUACCGAGCCCAGAAGCAAUUUAAAUAUGACAUCAUAUCGAUGAUACCUACCGAUCUUGCCUUCAUUCCAUACGGUUACAACAAUCCAGAGUUCAGAUUCAACCGCCUCGGCAAGAUGGCGCGCCUCUUUGAGUUCUUCGACCGAACGGAAACCAGGACAAACUACCCCAACAUUUUCAGAAUCGGCAACCUUGUGCUUUACAUCCUGAUCAUCAUCCACUGGAACGCUUGCGUCUUCUACGCCCUCUCCAAACUCCUGGGCUUCGGCUCAGACACCUGGGUGUACCCAAACAUCACUGACCCCGAGAUGGGCCAGCUGUCCAGGAAGUACGUCUACUGCCUCUACUGGUCCACCCUGACCCUGACCACCAUUGGAGAGACCCCGCCCCCUGUCAGAGACAUCGAGUACCUGUUUGUAGUCGCCGACUUCCUCACGGGCGUGCUGAUUUUUGCCACCAUUGUUGGUAACGUUGGCGCCAUGAUCUCCAACAUGAACGCGGCACGUGCCGAGUUCCAGGCCAAGAUCGACUCCAUCAAGCAGUACAUGGAGUUUCGUAAGGUCUCCAAGGUCCUGGAGGCCAGGGUGGUCAAGUGGUUUGACUACCUGUGGACGGAGAAGAAGACCUGCGACGAGAAGGAGGUUCUGAAGAACCUGCCGGACAAGCUGAAGGCUGAGAUUGCCAUCAACGUCCACAUGGAGACGCUGAGGAAAGUGCGUAUCUUCCAGGAUUGCGAAGCCGGCCUGCUGAUCGAGCUUGUGCUCAAGCUGCAGCCUCAGGUCUUCAGCCCCGGAGACUACAUCUGUAAGAAGGGCGACAUUGGCCGAGAGAUGUACAUCAUCAAAGAAGGGAAGCUGGCUGUGGUAGCGGACGACGGGGUAACACAGUGGUGUGUGCUGAGCGAUGGGGCAUACUUCGGAGAUCUCAGUAUCCUGGGCAUCAAGGGCAGUAAGGCUGGCAACAGAAGAACAGCCAACAUCAGGAGCGUGGGUUACUCUGACCUCUUCGCCCUGUCUAAAGACGACCUGAUGGAUGCUCUCACUGAGUACCCUGACGCCAAGUACGCUCUGGAAGAGAAAGGCAAGGCCAUCUUGAUGAAAGACAACCUCAUUGAUGAGGAAUUGGGAAACAAGGCCGACCCCAAAGAAAUGGAGAACAAAGUCCUUACAAUGGAGACCAACAUGGAGGUCAUGACGAUCAAGUUCACCAGAAUGAUUGCAGAGUGGGCAACAUACCAGGCCAAGGUCAAGCAGCGCAUCAGCAACAUGGAGGCCAGGGUCAAACCCCUCAGGCAGGGGGAUGGAUGA
Oncorhynchus masou masou (cherry salmon) is the source of this 2224-nucleotide messenger RNA. Its product is annotated as cyclic nucleotide-gated channel cone photoreceptor subunit alpha-like. Gene Ontology annotation, cellular component: intracellular cyclic nucleotide activated cation channel complex; plasma membrane. The record is from RefSeq and is a predicted model, not a curated record. Gene Ontology annotation, biological process: monoatomic cation transmembrane transport. The transcript is spliced from 8 exons. The coding region runs from base 251 to 2224 and encodes 657 amino acids. Lineage: Eukaryota; Metazoa; Chordata; Actinopteri; Salmoniformes; Salmonidae. Gene Ontology annotation, molecular function: intracellularly cAMP-activated cation channel activity; cGMP binding; protein-containing complex binding.